Meriones unguiculatus (Mongolian gerbil) is the source of this 4453-nucleotide messenger RNA. RefSeq names its product phospholipid-transporting ATPase FetA. The transcript is spliced from 29 exons. The coding region runs from base 92 to 3649 and encodes 1185 amino acids. Lineage: Eukaryota; Metazoa; Chordata; Mammalia; Rodentia; Muridae. Gene Ontology annotation, biological process: phospholipid translocation; Golgi organization. Gene Ontology annotation, molecular function: magnesium ion binding; ATP binding; ATP hydrolysis activity. Gene Ontology annotation, cellular component: plasma membrane. The record is from RefSeq and is a predicted model, not a curated record.
CGGAAGCUGUGGCUGUGUGGCACCUGCGCAGAAAGAUGCGUUAAGAUGGAGGUUGCUGGAGUAGAAGCCUGUGAGGUGGUGUUUCUCUGAGAUGAAAUACAUAAAAGUUUUUAUUUCAGAGAUUCCAUGGAAUUGUGGCUGGUACUACUCUGCGAUGUCUGUGUAUGAAAGGGGAAAUGGAGACAGACAUAGGAAGGAAGAAGAAAGAAUCUUGCAGGCUAACAAUAGAAAAUUCAACUCUCUUUUUGACUAUCCGGACAAUUCCAUCAAGACCUCAAAGUAUAAUUUCUUUAACUUCCUGCCCAUUAACCUGUUUGAACAGUUCCAGAGACUUGCAAAUGCCUAUUUCCUCAUUUUGCUAGUCCUGCAGUUGAUUCCUCAGAUCUCCUCCCUGGUGUGGUAUACAACUGUGAUACCCCUGGUCGUGGUGCUGUCCAUAACAGGAGUGAAAGAUGCCAUCGAUGAUGUGAAAAGACACCAAAGCGACAAGCAAGUCAACAACCGCUCUGUUUUGAUCCUGGUGAAUGGCAGGGUUGAGAAGGACAAGUGGAUGAACGUUCAAGUGGGAGAUAUUAUAAAACUGGAGAAUGACCACCCAGUUACCGCAGAUGUACUGUUACUCUCUAGCAGUGAGCCGUAUGGUCUGACAUACAUUGAAACAGCAGACCUGGAUGGUGAAACCAACCUAAAGGUGAAGCAAGCCAUCUCCGUUACCAGUGACAUGGAGGAUAACCUGGAGCUGCUGUCUGCCUUUAAUGGAGAAAUUAGAUGUGAGCUUCCCAACAACAAGCUGGACAAGUUCUCUGGAACGCUGAGCUAUCUGGGGGAUACCUACUUCCUGGACCAUGAGAGGCUGCUGCUCCGAGGCUGCAUCAUCAGGAACACAGACUGGUGCUAUGGUUUGGUCAUUUACACUGGGCCAGACACCAAGUUAAUGCAGAACAGUGGACAAUCCACCUUCAAACGAACACAUAUAGACCAUCUCAUGAAUGUCCUUGUGGUCUGGAUUUUCCUGGUUUUGGGCACAAUGUGCUUUUUGCUAUCCAUUGGACAUGGCAUUUGGAAGAGCAACAAAGGCUACUUUUUCCAAGCGUUUCUCCCAUGGGAACAUUUUAUUGCCUCACCAGCUACAAGUUCUGUCCUCAUUUUCUGGUCCUACUUCAUAGUUCUCAACACCAUGGUACCCAUCUCCCUCUAUGUCAGUGUUGAAAUAAUAAGACUGGGCAACAGUUACUAUAUCAACUGGGAUCGGCAGAUGUUUUAUGUGCCAAGGAACACCCCGGCACAAGCUCACACCACCACUCUUAAUGAGGAACUCGGCCAGGUUCAAUAUGUGUUCUCUGACAAAACGGGAACUCUGACUGAGAAUGUGAUGACUUUCAGCAAGUGCUCUAUCAAUGGGAAGACCUAUGGUUACUGCUAUGACGCCAAUGGACAGUGUGUGCCCGUGUCUCUGAAAGACAAGGUUGACUUCUCCUACAACCACCUGGCAGACCCCAAGUUUUCCUUCUAUGAUAAUACUUUGGUGGAAGCCGUGAAGAGUGACGAUCACCUGGUGCACUUGUUCUUCCUCUGCCUCUCACUGUGCCACACGGUGAUGUCAGAAGAGAAGGAGCAAGGUGAGCUGGUGUACCAGGCCCAGUCACCAGAUGAAGGCGCCCUGGUCACCGCUACCCGGAACUUCGGCUUUGUGUUCUGCUCCCGCUCCUCUGAGACCAUCACGGUGAUCGAAAUGGGGAAAACCCGAGUUUAUCAUCUCCUGGAGAUUCUGGACUUCAGCAAUGAGCGCAAGAGGAUGUCAGUGAUUGUUCGGACACCUGAAGAUCGGGUCAUGUUGUUCUGCAAAGGAGCAGACACCAUCAUCUAUGAGCUGCUUCAUCCGUCCUGUGCAUCCCUUGCAGAAGUGACCAUGGAGCAUUUAGAUGAUUUUGCCCGUGAAGGCCUUCGCACGCUCAUGGUAGCUUACCGAGAGCUGGACAAUGCAUUUUUCCAGACAUGGAUUAAAAAGCACAAUGAAGCUUGCAGGACGUCAGAAGCUCGAGAAAGAAAACUAACUAUGGUUUAUGAAGAAAUUGAAAAAGACUUGAUGUUACUAGGAGCCACAGCCAUAGAAGACAAGCUUCAAAGCGGAGUGCCUGAGACAAUUGUCACCCUGAGCAAAGCCAAGGUCAAAGUAUGGGUUCUUACCGGUGAUAAGCAAGAGACUGCUGUGGACACUGCGUACUCCUGUAGGAUAUUCAGGGAUGAGAUGGAUGGGGUCUUCGUGGUGGAAGGCACAGACAGGGAGACUGUUCUGCAAGAACUCAGGACAGCAAGGAAGAAGAUGAAACCUGAGUCUCUCCUGGAAUCAGAUCCCAUAAACAUUUACCUCACCAGGAAACCCCAAAUGCCUUUCAGAGUACUUGACGAGGUGCCCAAUGGCAACUAUGGCUUGGUCAUCAGUGGCUACAGUCUGGCCUACGCUCUAGAAGGGAGCAUGGAGCUGGAGCUGCUGCGCACAGCCUGCAUGUGCAAGGGCGUGGUCUGCUGCCGGAUGACGCCCCUUCAGAAGGCCCAGGUGGUGAACCUGGUGAAGAGGUACAAGAAGGUGGUGACACUGGCCAUCGGGGAUGGGGCCAAUGACAUCAGCAUGAUCAAAGCUGCACAUAUUGGGGUUGGCAUCAGCGGCCAUGAGGGACUGCAGGCCAUGCUCAGCAGUGACUUUUCCUUCUGCCAGUUCCGCUAUCUUCAGCGCCUACUCUUGGUGCACGGCCGCUGGUCUUAUAAUCGCAUGUGCAAGUUUCUCAGCUACUUCUUUUACAAGAACUUUACCUUCACCCUGGUGCACUUCUGGUACGCCUUCUACAACGGCUUCUCCGCACAGACAGUUUACGACACCUGGUUCAUCGCCUGCUACAACAUGGUCUACACUUCCCUCCCUGUCUUGGGCCUGAGUCUGUUUGAGAAGGAUGUGAACGAAACAUGGAGUCUGUGUUACCCAGAGCUGUAUGAACCAGGACAGCACAACCUAUAUUUCAACAAGAAGGAAUUUAUAAAGUGUUUAAUGCAUGGUAUCUACAGUUCCUUCGUGCUGUUCUUUGUGCCCAUGGGGACCAUCGUAAACUCGGAGCGCAGUGAUGGAAAGGACAUUUCCGACUUCCAGAGCUUUUCUCUGCUAGUGCAGACCGCCUUGAUCUGGGUGAUGACAAUGCAGAUCGCCCUGAACACAACCUCCUGGACGGUGAUAAACCACACCUUCACCUGGGGCAGCCUGGGGCUCUACUUCAGCAUCUUAUUCGUCCUGUGUAGUGAUGGCCUCUACCUAAUGUUCCCCAGCAUCUUCCAUUUCUUAGGUGUGACCAGGAACAGUCUUUGGCAGCCCCAUAUGUGGCUGUGCCUCAUCCUCAGCACAGUGCUCUGUAUGGUCCCUGUGAUUGGAUACAACUUUCUUAAGCCACUCCUCUGGCCGGUUAAUGUGGACAAGGUUCUGAACAGGAUUCAUUUUUGCUUGAGACACCCGCUGCCACCCCCAGUCCAGACCAAAGUGAAACACCCAAGCAUUCGACGUUCUGCCUAUGCGUUCUCCCACAAGGAGGGCUUUGGGGACCUCAUCACGUCCGGCAAGACACUGAAGUCCAGUGCCUUCAGAAACAGCAGGAAGUCCCUUUAAAAACGUAGAGGCCCUUAGGGAAACCCUCAGCCAGUCAACCAUUGCUCUUCCUCCCUUUUAUUUAUGCAACGAAGUAAAAAGGGAGUGGGGCCAUUGGGAAACGAGCAUAAACCUCUUCUCAGGGCUUCAGCUUCUUCAUUCCCCAGAAAGCUGUACCCAGGAAAGGCAAGAAAAGAGGUAACAGCCCCCAGACAUCACCCAGAGUGGCAGUAUUUCCAGAAAAAACAAGUCCAAGCCUCCCAUCAUUCCUUCCAGAUUUUAACCCAGACAGGCACAUGUGGAGGAGGUGAAGAGGGCCGUAAGGGUGAAGACAGGGCACACCCAUACCCAGAGCAACUGUAAACCUUCCCAGAAGCCAUGUGCACAUAUUCCCACCCAGACACCAUUCUCAGAUUUUUCUGGAAGAUUGGGGUGCCGGGUCAGCAUCUUGCUGGCCCUAAGUAGCAAAGGAGGAGGUGACUGGGAAGAGCUGGUCUUCAGAGGCUCGAGGACAGUUUCUGGAACAAAUGGAAAAAAAGAAAGAAGAAAGGAAAGAAAAUGGAGGCAUGUCCUGCCUAAACAGGACAGCUCAGAGUUUUGCCUUCAUCCCCUCGCUAGCCCCUUUAAGAACUGAUGCUUAUUCAGGCAUUAGAAUUAAGAGGGGAACAAAUGCAGGUGAUUGAAAAAAUAGCUUCUUAAGGGGAUGUAAGCCAUUGCUGGUGAGUGUUUGUCUUCUAUAAAAUGAUUCUGAGAAGAAAUUGUAUGUACCUGGAAAACUGUUUGAAGUUUGCAGAGAAAUAAAUGGAGAAAUAAAUUGCUUAUUUU